Nicotiana tabacum (common tobacco) is the source of this 519-nucleotide messenger RNA. NCBI's taxonomy places the organism in Eukaryota, Viridiplantae, Streptophyta, Magnoliopsida, Solanales, Solanaceae. The record is from RefSeq and is a predicted model, not a curated record.
AUGCGUUGCACGUUAUUCCCUAUCAAUCAUCACAAAAGAAAAAUGUUAGGUAAUAUUACUAAAAAAUAUCAGAAAAUAUUACAACAACAAAUACAGAGUCAAUCUGAUAUUGACCAGUGUAAAUUAUAUUACGAAGUUGCGGGAGGAGAAAAGAAACGAAGAGUAUAUGAUCUUGGAUCUCAAGCAAAAUGCUACUACGGGCCGAAUCUUCAUGACUCUUUUGGAUCUGAUGAAACAUCCUCAACAACACCUUCAAAUGCUCAAUCAACACCGAUAGGAAAUAUGGAUGAGUUAGUGACACGGAUGAUUCAUGUACUGACAGAUCAUAUAGUUCGUGUAAUCGUUGAGCGGGUAUGCGAAUUAGUUUCUUUACCAUCGCAUCAGCCAAAUAUUGAUCUUACCAACCACCCAUCAGAUGUGGCACCUACAGUUCCUACUUCUUCUGUUGCUGCUAACAUAAAUGAGGUUCAUGCAUUGGGUUCUGACGAUGACCAUGACUCUCUGGCCUCGCAUAGUUAG